Limulus polyphemus (Atlantic horseshoe crab) is the source of this 1410-nucleotide messenger RNA. RefSeq lists its product as uncharacterized. The transcript has 3 exons. Lineage: Eukaryota; Metazoa; Arthropoda; Merostomata; Xiphosura; Limulidae. The record is from RefSeq and is a predicted model, not a curated record. Bases 260 to 997 code for a protein of 245 amino acids.
AUAACGUGCAGCACACAAAAAGCAGUCUGAUAGAACAGCUUGAGUAAGCUUUUUUGCAAUCAUAUAACAAAAAUGUCAGAAGUUACUCAAUCUUCUAUUGUAUUAUAUUUGUAUAUAUAAGUUAUUACAUAUAGCAUCAGGAUCACUAAAUAUAUUGCGAGUCUCUUCCUAGCUCAAAUUUGCUUCUAACCGUUACGUCUUAUUGAGUAGAACAACAGAACAUAUAUUGUUUUUCGCCUUUGAACCACGCCGUAUCUAAAUGAGGAAAGGCAAGUCAGACAGAUUGACCGUAGGAACUGACCAGAUAAUCUCAUCAAGAAGGGUGUUUUGUUGUCUUGCAAUGUCUAUCAUAUUUACAACACAGCCUGCUGGACUUGAAGGCAAAGAAAUUCAUCAUAUAAAUAAACGGGACACUUGCCACUCCACUGUAUUCCAGGUUGUUAAUAGUUAUUUAUCACAUGUGGUAAGAGAGACAGCUAUUUCAAUUCCCGAUCCCUUCUGCUGUUUUGAUUCACCUCAGAUAUUUGGUCGUUUUACAUGUAAUAACUGUCAAGCUUCUGGUCUGAGCACAUUAAAACAGAUACAAUCUCCUCAAAUUAUUUGUUAUGGUAAUGAGGUUGUUGUAUCCACUCUUUUAGCUAUGGAUAACCCACAUGUCUCCUGUGACUGUAGAAAGCCUCUCUUUCUCAGGACAAUGACUACUUCUAUCACUUUACAGAUUCCUCGUCUAGAGGCUCAAACAAUGAUGAAAAUCAAAUUCACUUGCCCGCAGAACAGCUCAAUGGUUAAGAACCUGGUGAUCACUAGUCAAGCCACACCUACCUUCAAUAUCAGUGAUUGUGGGUUAUUUUGCAGGUUAGUGGAAUUGUUUGCCAACUUAUUUGUGGAGUUAAUUGGAUGGCGGCUACAAUUAAGGUUUGAUAACCAAAUUAAAACCCUCAUUCAGAAUCAGCUAGACAGAACACCUGUUACUUCUUUCUCUGAAUGGCUGAAGUAAAAGAAAAGAGGCAUCCGAAAUCUUGAAAUAGUUUUUAGUUGACAUAUUUACAUAUAUGUAGAUAAAAUGUGAGAAUUCAUUUUUGAUUUACUCUGAGAAUAAGGACUCAGAAUCCUAGUCCACUUAACAGUUAUAAAAAAAAACUAUUACAAAGGUUCUGAUGGAAAAUAAUUUCUGAUACAAAAGUUAAAUCAACUAACGGAUUAAUAUCUAGAUUGAAGAUUACUUCAGAUGUGUAAGUAAGGUUGAGAUUAUAUCAUACUUGGAUCGACCAUCUGAAAAUAGAUAUGAUUUGUCGUCGAGGAAAGUGAGCAAAAUAUUGCAAUAAAAGCAUAUUAUAAUAAUUAUAUGAUUGCACUCCUUGUAUUUAUCAUAAAAUGUAUUCUGUUAAAUAAAGAUGUACUUUUCUUGAA